Messenger RNA from Entrophospora sp. SA101, 615 nucleotides. The record is from the annotation of a GenBank genome assembly. Lineage: Eukaryota; Fungi; Glomeromycota; Glomeromycetes; Entrophosporales; Entrophosporaceae.
AUGAUUAAACCCGACUUCCAAAAGGAACUCUUGGAGAAAGUAAAGAAGGGAAUUAAACCUUCUGACCUGAAAAAGAAAGUUAAAAAUUCCAAUGGUGAGAAGGGUUUGGGUUCCUCUAAUUCUAGCCCUCUUAUUUUCCCUUCUCACCAAGAAAAUAACACUCCGGCUUCUAGUCCUCCGGUUACACCAGAAACGAUCAGCCAAGCAGCCGAACAAGCUUUAAUGGAAGCUAACCAAAAAAUCAGAGAACUAGAAGCCAAAAACCAAUCUCUUAACAAAACCAUUCAAGACUUAAAAAACCAAGUAAAAAACACGAAAGAAACCAAAACCUUCACCUGCUCCGACUGCCAGCAAACCAAACCUGCCCCAGAACUAAGCCGACAAUUCAACAACUUCUCUUUUUGCCGGUCUUGCUCGAAAAAAGCCCGAGCCGUAGCCCAAGGACAAAAACCCCAACUCUUAACCUUCACCUGUGCCAGCUGUGAACAAAUCCACCCAGGAACCCCAAGCAAAAUGAAACUAGAUAAGACUUUACAAGAAUAUCCCAUUUGUCCCACUUGCCGUCCCACUCUCAAAGAAUUCAACGAAGCUGACUUAAUCACCGACGAAUUAUGA